AUGGCUCCUACCGAGGCUGAGGCUGAUGUAGAGGAGGGAGAAGAGAAGAAGAAGAGGGAAAGGAAAGCAGCCGGAGCUGCUUUCACGUGGAUUCAAAAUAACUUUGUGACGUGCCCUGCGGAUGCCACUGAUGAUGUGAUCCAGACACAUGCUCGUGUCUAUAUGUGGUACGUUGUCUCGAGGACUUUGUUUCCUGACUCCACGGGCAAGAACGCUCCAUGGAUGUGGCUGAAGGAGUUGACUGUCUUCGAUAGCAAAUGGAGCUGGGGUUCAGCGACUCUUGCGUACUUGUACCGACAGCUGGAUGAUGUGUGUUGCAGGAUCACAGAUAGUGCAGGCAUUGGUGGUAAUAUGCUUCUACUUUCUGUAUGGAGCUCGGAGCGUCUGCCUGUUGGACGCCUGAAGAGCGUCAGGUUUAAUCCUUGGUAUGAAGAUGAAGAUGACGAAUUACGGUGCCCCACUUGGGCUUACAAGUGGGAUGUGGUUUCCGAGAUGACGAAUGAUGUCAAUCUCAUGUACCAAAAGUACAUUGCCGAGUUGGACACGAUUACGCCUGAGCAGGUGGAAUGGCAGCCAUAUGGCGCCGAUGAUAGACUUGGGUACACCCCGGAGUUUUCCAUCAACCCGAUUUUGGUCUGUUCCAGCCUCACCCGCCGGAAUGGGUGGAUACGGACAAAGCAGUUCAUAGGUUGGACAGGAGAAGGCAGCGGAAGAUAA
Molecule: messenger RNA, 717 nt
Organism: Aegilops tauschii subsp. strangulata
Lineage: Eukaryota; Viridiplantae; Streptophyta; Magnoliopsida; Poales; Poaceae
Source: RefSeq, a predicted model, not a curated record